AUCUGCAAUUUUAGUAAUAUAUAUCCUGGUAAUAAUCAGAAGUUCCACUAAGGCCCUGAAAAGUGCAUGAAAUCAACCUCAUUGAGUCAUUGCUGACACUUCAGUUCACAAUUAUUUCGCAAAUUCUCUGAUUAAAGUGCACACUCGUUUGUCCUAAUUUUUCUGCUACAUUAAUUGUUUUCUUUCAAGGUUGUUCGGAAAACUUGAAAAAUCGGAGAUUUAUUGGAUUGAAUCGAUGAUUUCUAGCAAAAAAUUGGCCAGUGCAGUAGGUGGCAAAACGGCUAGAGCUUGCGAUGGUUGCAUAAAGAAGCGGGCUCGGUGGUAUUGUGCCGCCGAUGAUGCUUUUUUAUGCCAAGCUUGUGAUUCGUCUGUUCACUCGGCGAAUCUUUUAGCGGGGAGACACGAAAGAGUACGCCUAAAGACGGCUUCCACGGAACGUGGUUCCGUGGAGCCGUCCUGGCAUAAUGGAUUUACAAGAAAACCUCGAACGCCUCGAAAAUCAAAAUUGCAAGGCGUGCAGAAAAACCCGAUACAUCUCGUGCCAGAGAUGGGUCAGGAUGAGAAUUCGUUUGAGGAGAAUGAUGAGCAGGAACAGCUUCUUUAUCAAGUCCCGAAUUUGGACCUGUUGUCUGAUCAGCUGUGCCUUGCGAAACAAGGCAAAAAAAGUGAUGGAACGAUAAAUUAUGAUAAGUAUAGUUUGCGCGGGUUGAGUGAAUCGAACAAUGAUAUCGAGGAAUUCGCAGCUGAUGUUGAAAGCUUACUAGGCAAAGGUUUAGACGAGGAGUCAUUCGAUAUGGAAAAAUUAGGGUUUUUAAAUUGCAGAGAGAAGGACUUGGUGGAAAGUUGUGACAGAAGUAUCGAAACAGUGAAGCUCGAAGAAAAUAAAGACACGGCAGUGACAAUGGGGAUAAAUAUUGGUGAGAUUGAUAUUACGGAAAAAUUUGAGCUGAAUUUCGAUGACUACGAGUCCACGGAGAAUUGUGCAGAAGAUAAUGAAGCAGGAGCUAACGGUGGAACAUGUGUGGAGAACGAAGAAUUUGUCGUCAGAAAUGGAGAUGAAUUGAUAGGAAAGAAGAGGAAUCGUUUGUUGGCGCUUGAUUACGAAGGGGUCAUUUCUGCUUGGGCUGAUCAAAAGAGACCGUGGGUGAUCGGUGAAGGGCGGCCGGAACUGGACCUUAAUGAUUUCUGGCCAGCUGAUUUCAUGGAGGUAUGUGGAGGAGUUGAUAAUCAGGCGUACGGAGAGAUGGGGGGAAGCAGUAAUUUAAUGGCGGACGGAGGGAGAGAAGCAAGAGUAUUAAGGUACAGAGAGAAGAGAAGAAGAAGACUGUUUUGCAAGAAAAUAAGGUAUGAAGUGAGGAAACUAAAUGCAGAGAAGAGGCCUAGAAUCAAAGGAAGGUUUGUUAAGAGGCCAAUUGAUAAUGCAGCUUAGUUGCUAGUUAAUUUCUCUCAUGCUUGCAGCCAAAUUGUAGUGGGGUAAAUCUACUCAUUUACUGGAAGCUAUAGGAAGAUAUAUACCACUUUUUCAUAUAUAAUGUACAUAUCUAUAUGCAUUUCUCGCUGUAAAUUGCUUCAAACUCUUGUCCUACGUAUAAUUAUCUUUUAAAAUCAAUGCUACUACAAAACAUUCAGCUUUU
Daucus carota subsp. sativus is the source of this 1634-nucleotide messenger RNA. RefSeq names its product zinc finger protein CONSTANS-LIKE 16. The transcript is spliced from 2 exons. The coding region runs from base 236 to 1429 and encodes 397 amino acids. Lineage: Eukaryota; Viridiplantae; Streptophyta; Magnoliopsida; Apiales; Apiaceae. Gene Ontology annotation, biological process: regulation of DNA-templated transcription. Gene Ontology annotation, cellular component: nucleus. The record is from RefSeq and is a predicted model, not a curated record. Gene Ontology annotation, molecular function: protein binding; zinc ion binding.